Dicentrarchus labrax (European seabass) is the source of this 11628-nucleotide messenger RNA. RefSeq names its product NOVA alternative splicing regulator 2 (gene nova2). Lineage: Eukaryota; Metazoa; Chordata; Actinopteri; Moronidae. The coding region runs from base 768 to 2327 and encodes 519 amino acids. Gene Ontology annotation, cellular component: nucleus; cytoplasm. Gene Ontology annotation, biological process: regulation of alternative mRNA splicing, via spliceosome; mRNA splicing, via spliceosome. The transcript is spliced from 5 exons. The record is from RefSeq and is a predicted model, not a curated record. Gene Ontology annotation, molecular function: mRNA binding.
UUCACCGAGAGAACGAGCAGGAAAAAACGUCUCUUUCUCUGCGUGUUCCUCCAGCUCCUCGUCUCCGGACUCUCCUCAAACACCCCGCCGCCCCUGGGUGUCUUCAUGAUCGGAGCCAGGACAGGAUAAAGAAGAAAGAAAUCCUUAUAGCCUACCAGUAACGCAUCGGAUUUUUUUUUUUUGUAUUGUUAUUGCUUCACUGACCUCUCCUUUCUUUCUUCUUCCUUCGGUUGAUUUCGCCUCUUUGGUCUUUCGGUUGUUUUUUUUUUUUUUUUUUGUUUUGUUUUUGUUUUUCUUUUAUUUAUUGCUCGCUGGCUGUUGCAGAGGAGCGCCACCAUCCUGCACUGCCUGACAUGAGUACGCUCUUUUAUCCAGUUGCAGCGGAAUGACACACAUAUCCUAGCCCGCUUAUCAGAAGGUUGAUGGAAGAUUGACGCUCUAUUUGCACGUUUUUUAGUAGCCUAGAUCUCUCUCCAUCUGCAGAGGUUUUGGAUUUUUUCCCCCCUCUGAGCCGAUCAUCCGCCGCUCCAGCGUUUCUUUUCUUUCUCCCUGCGCAGCAUCUCUGUACGCACGGCGCACCACGGAGAAACGCGCAGCUAACCUUCCCCGUCCGUAAGAAACAAGCGUAUUUUUCCAAUUCCUAAAUCGCUUUCGCCUUCUCUAAGGACUCAUCUGCACGGCUACGCUGCGUUAAAAAAAAAAAAACAACGGGAAAAGGGGGGAUUUAAACGCAAACGCAGCCCAAGCAUCCAAGAGCAAGCUCGAAAAUGAUGGCCGGCGGAGCUGUACAGCAAAACGGGAUUUUCUCAAAUCCUCAUCAUCACAAUCAACAACCACACAUGGAGUCCGAUCCCCCGGACUCGCGUAAAAGACCCCUGGAGACUCCGACGGAGGCCAGCAGCACCAAACGCACAAACACGGGAGUGGCCUUCCUGCAGCCCCUAUUUGAAACUGAAGGCAUUGUAUUCCCUCACCAAGAAACUGAGACUCAUGAGGAAGGCGAGUACUUCCUGAAGGUUUUGAUUCCCAGCUAUGCGGCGGGUUCGAUCAUCGGGAAGGGAGGUCAGACCAUCGUCCAGCUGCAGAAAGAGACUGGAGCCACCAUCAAACUGUCCAAAUCCAAAGACUUCUACCCCGGGACGACAGAGCGGGUGUGUCUGAUCCAGGGGACGGUGGAGGCGCUGAACGGAGUCCAUGACUUCAUCGCUGAGAAGGUGAGGGAGAUGCCUCAGAGCACCCAGAAGACAGAGCCGGUCAGCAUCCUGCAGCCACAGACCACCGUCAACCCCGACCGCGUCAAACAGGCCAAGCUGAUCGUCCCCAACAGCACGGCGGGGUUGAUCAUCGGUAAAGGCGGAGCUACAGUCAAGGCGGUGAUGGAGCAGUCCGGGGCGUGGGUCCAGCUAUCCCAAAAGCCCGAGGGUAUCAACCUGCAGGAACGUGUGGUCACCAUCAGCGGAGAGCCCGAGCAGAACCGCAAAGCCGUAGAGAUCAUCGUCCAGAAGAUCCAGGAAGACCCACAGAGCUCCUCCUGCCUCAACAUCUCGUACUCCAACAUCACAGGGCCCGUUGCCAACUCCAACCCCACUGGCUCCCCGUACGCCAACUCGACCGAGGUCAUGCCAGCCGCCGCAGCCGCCGCAGCCGCCACAGCCUCCUCUCUGCUCGGACAGGCCAGUCUGGCCGGGGUCGGGGCCUUCCCGACAACCAUGUCCAGCCUCUCAGGCAACGACCUGCUGGCCAUCACCUCGGCCCUCAACACUCUGGCCAGCUACGGCUACAACACCAACUCCCUUGGGUUGGGCCUGAAUCCCGCUGCAGCCUCAGGGGUGUUAGCCGCUGUAGCAGCUAAUGCUAACCCAGCAGCAGCCGCCGCAGCUAAUUUGUUAGCAUCCUAUGCCAGUGAUGCAUCCACCAGCGCAGGUCACCCAGCAGCUGGUCUCGGUGGCUUCUCCCUGGGAUCCCUGGCUGCCGCUACAGGGGCCACCAACGGCUACUUAAGCGCCGCAUCGCCACUGGUGGCGUCAUCUCUACUGGCCACGGAGAAGCUAGCAGAAGGAGCAAAGGAAGUGGUCGAGAUCGCCGUGCCAGAAAACCUGGUGGGAGCCAUCUUGGGGAAAGGCGGGAAGACGCUAGUGGAGUACCAGGAGCUGACCGGCGCCAGGAUCCAGAUCUCCAAGAAAGGCGAGUUCAUCCCUGGAACUCGGAACAGGAAGGUGACCAUCACGGGUUCCCAGGCCGCCACACAGGCUGCACAGUACCUGAUCAGCCAGCGAAUCACCUACGAGCAGGGGGUACGCGCCACCAACCCACAGAAGGUGGGCUAAACCUGACAGCCAAUGAGAAACGAGGAGGAAAAGAGGAAAAAAAAAAAGAGUGGGGGCUUGGGGGAGGAGUAUAAAAAAAGUGAGAGUGAGAAUGGAAAAAGGAGAGGAGAGCAAGAAUGUCAGAAGGAAUCGUCCGCGCCGUUUUCUUCUGCGUGUUUUCAGUAUUCUCUAUUAAAAAAAAAAUUUUUUGACGCGAAGCAAAAAUGUGCUGAGAAGACGAGGAGGGAGAGGAGCGAGUUAUCACGCUGAAAAACCAAGAAAAAAAAAUGUGUAACAUGUAAAUAAGGUUUUAUUACUUAACGUCUUGACCUUUCGGGAUUUUUUAUUGUUUGUUUUAUUGUUUUGUUUUGUUUAGUAAAUUAAGCUGUCUGUUUGUUUGUUUGUGUAUUGUGUGGACAAAGCUGAAUGCCAUGUAGACAGGCCGACUGCCUGAGAGGCUACAGGAAGUGGGGGGAGGGAGGGAAGGGCAUGGGUGCGGAGGGGGGGAGGGUUUGUGUUUACAGGGUGCAACCCUCCACCCCCCCAACCCAAAAUCCCUUAUGGAAACAACCCUUAUCCCUCCCUCUCCCUGCAGCCCACACCCAUCACCCUCCUGUAGGGUUUUUGUUUUUCUUCUAGUUUUGAUUUGUCCCUCGCCCCCUCCCCCUCUCCUCCCAAAGCCCCUCUCACUACUUGCCCCCCCCUGCCUUGUCCCCACCCCCACCCCCUUUUAUAAGGGUUUUAUAAUGAGCAAGACUGCAAACUUCAGCCUGGUGUGUGAGAGGAGAAACGUCCUCGAACUCCCCCUAACACCUUUUAUUCUCUCCCCAGCCCAUGAUCUCACCUCCCCCCUCCUCCCUCCUUUCUGGGAGAUGAAGGAAGGGUGAGGUGAAAUUGGGGAGGGGUGUAAGGGGGGAGAGAAUCAGCUGGGCGUUUCUUCAUUUGCACACCCCACCCGACCCCUCCCGUAUACCCUGUGAUGUAUCCCACAAGCAGUGCAGCGCCACAGGGGUGUUACGGCACGUAGCGCCCCCCAUACGCAGCUCUAGUGUUUGAGAUAGAAUGCCGAGGCGCACGCUGAUGACCUCACGUAGUGCGAAACCUAGAAACGACGAGAGUGAUACUGUGCAAGCUGCGGCAAACACACAGGAUCUAUGGCAUUUUUUGCAGUCUGCUGUGAUAAUUCUGUUAAUGAUAUUGUCAUGAUUAUUACGAUAGGAAUCAUCACCAUCGUCAUUAUUUAUUAAUGAGUUCACCCAUAGAAAGCUCAGUUGUUUCUUUUUUUUUUUAUCUGUGAAUUCAGGUUGACAUGAAUGUAAAUGAGACUAUUUUUGAUUUGAAUCUUUUGUUUUAAUUUAAGUGGAUUGAAGAUGAAUAGUAAUGUCACAUAGUGUAAUAUAUGUCUUAUUUAAGUCCAGUAUGAAAGCCGCCCCAGGCAUUAAGUUCAUUACAGUGAAGGAUCACCUUAUAUAUCCAGUCAAAAAGCAGAACAGGGAACGCACACACACAUGCACACACACACGUACACACUGAAACAAAACACUAUGAUGCCAUAUUUGGUGCUAGAAAAGGGAAUUCACCAUAUCUACAAUGCAGACCGCAGUGAGACCUCUAGAUUAGCAAGAAAAUAUCUGUAAACCACUCCACAGGCUGCAGUGCAGCGUCUUAGCAGCUAUAUUAACCUUAAACGCCUGGUUAUCAUGCUCGGCUAUCCUAGCUCAUGCUCCAAAAUAUCCCUGCUGUUCUAUAUCUGUAGUAAACUUCCCUGUUACAGUUUGCCUAAAAUGUAAAAUUGUAACUGGAAUGAAUAAUUGAGUUGAAGUGAGACUAGCUCUCAAGUGAACUGCUACUGCUCAGCCUGUGGUCUUCCAAACCUUUAGAUGAAACCAAACCACAGACUAGAUCAAGUCAGAGCACUUAGGACUCACAACGUACUACUGAGAAAUGCAAACAUUGAGUGAGAGGAAACACUGAAACAUGACGAGGGAACAUUGUUCGUCCGGGGUCCACUGCUGAAUCUGCAAGCCUCGCUAGUAGAUUUGCUAUUUUAAAGCAGCGUGCAUAUCAGUAAAGGAGAUAAACAGCCUCACUGAUCUUUACCCUUAUCAAGCAACCGUCUGACUGCCGAUGAGGUAAAGGGCAGACAUGAGAGAUUUUCAACAUACGUCCAGGGAGCUGAGCUCGUUUCUGCCUCUGGCAAACUGCAGGUCUCCCAUGGCAACAGGUUGACUGCCCACUGUAGACCCACAAGGCUGCUGAAGAUGCUGUUGUUUCUUUUGUUGUUAAUUUUUUUGUUUGUGUCGUGUUUUUUUUUUUUUCUUUGUUUUUUUUUUUACAAUCGGAGUACACUGAAUUUUUGUCUUAAUGCACUGUGAAGCGAGGGAGCGGUUCUCUCGGCCUAUGAGGUCAGGGAUGUGUGCUGUAGACGGCAUCGUGAUUGGAUGGCUUUUGUAUGGCAGGGAGAAAAAAAAAACACACAUAUAUGAAAUAUAUGUAGAAUGCAUAUGAAGAACUUCACCAGAAAUGCACGUCAUAUCUGAAUUCUGAAGGAGGAGAAAGAGACUAGGUCGAUGAAGAGGAUCAAUCAAUUGAGGUCAAGAGUUGAGAUCAAUUAGAUUCUACUUACCUGUUGUCUUGGAAAAGUGUUUUUGUAAUUAGAGGGUGGGAUGUUGGGGGAGUGUUAGGUGUCCAGUAGCAGAUUAAAGAGACUGGAACAAAUUCUAAAUUCACUUUUCUAUCGCAGCUGUGUCUUUUUCAUAAACAGUUGAAAUUGAUAAUGUUCUGUACAUCCAAUGGGCAAAUCCCUGGACAGAUAGUCCAACAGGAGACGAAGUGUGAUGGAAUGUAAAAUGCCAAAAAUGAGGAGGGGGGUGCAUUUGAUUUAUUGACCUACACAGCCUGGUGAGGGGAGGGAACUCCUCUAAGAUAAAAAGAAAAGAAAAGAAAAAAAAACCCAAUCCGACCCAAAAUCCUCCACUGUGCUAUCGAAUGUGUCACUCUCUGUUGGAGCGCCAGUGAGGGUUUAUCUCCACAGCUUGGUAAGGAGGCUUCUUUACUCCCAUCUAACACCAUCCACACUCUCCUCACCCUCCCUCCCACCCGUCCUCAGUCCUCCAGUGCACUCCCAUCCUGACACCCCCUCUCCUCCUACCACAUCGCUCCAUGGGUGACUAUGUCUGGUGUUACGAUCAAUGCAUGUCUGCUGCUUGCCCUGACAAACACCACAGAUUGAGUCUCUCUCCUCUUUGCCUCCUCGGGUGGCUGAGGCUCGGAGACGCCCUGAUGCACCACCAUCAGAAAAUGACCACACCUGCAGAGGAAGUCAUAGUUGAGGCUGGCAGGGCACAGUGCACAAACACUCUCAUCUGUAGUUUGGAUCAGUGCGUUUUAUAAUAUACACUGAAGAGAAACGUUGUUGAUUUGGAAUACCUUGCUGCACAAACAUAAAACAUACACAUAUCUUGAGGGAAUAUUUUAUGUCAUUAAUGGGGUUUGACUGGAUUUAUGUUUGAUAUUUUGUGGCAAAAACCUCAUAACACCAGAGGAAGAUAGUGUGCUUUUGUUCCACUGUAGAGCUGUACUGUGCUGUAAGCAGUCAGUUACCCAUUUUCCAUUUGAUUUAGUGCACAUUAAGUCAGGUUUGAGAAGGUAGACUCCUGCUUGAUUUAUCAUUUAUCAAGCAAAAACAUUGUAAAAGGAAUAUUUUGGGUGUUCGGACUGUUGUAGACUGUUCUUGCAACUUGUGACAGACAUUUUCCACUAUUUUCCCACAUUUUCUACACAAAAAAAAAGACUAAAAUUACAGAAAGAUAUGAAAAUAAUUAGUAUUUGCAGCUUUUUCUCCAAUAGAGCAAACCUGCUUUGUAUUCUAUGGAAAGCCAAACAGUUCUGAUUCUUGACAAGUGAGCAGGUUUAGUAAUUUACCUGGAAGCCUUCACGUUUCAACACUAGCCUCCUUUAGGAUGCAGCACAGUACGUUUACAGUGGAAAAACUGCAUUGAAAUUCCUGUUAUAGGCGCAAGCUGAGUCAUUAUAAUACGGGACGGAUUUCUUUUUCAUCUCACUAAUUAAACCUUAGGAAGAUCUUUUUUGGUUUGUCUCUUACAACGGCGGCCAAUCUCUUUAGUUAUCUUAAUGUUAGGGGAUCGAGAUAAAAUGUGAUGAGUACUGGAAGCAAUACACGUAGUGGCAUGUUGUCUUGUCCUGUUCUUUAUCCUCUGUCUGCCGUAGGAGCUUUUGGAUUUACCUGUAGAUGUUGAAUAGGUUUACACGAGUACAUUUUUUUAAUUUGUGGAAAAUGCUGCUAUUUAAUAAUAACUGAUGUACUAAAAAUACAAGGUUAAAACAUAUCGAAAUCUGUCCUUUAGCUGGAGAGGCUAGUCUCAAGUGGCAGUGUAAUACACGCUCUGUUAUAAGCUCAUGAUAAGUUAAUAAUAGUGUAAUUCUAACCUGAACAAGUUAAACCUGUGCCAAAAUAGGUCUUCACAGAGUGAAACUGUAAAUGUGUUGAUUUAAACCACAUUAGAUAAGAGGAGACAUACUUUUAUAUUAAGAAAAUGUGAAAAGUGCCAAAUGAACCAUAUUUAUAAUUUACAUAGGACAGGAGUAGUCCUCGUGACGGUUUAUAAGAACUAGGUAGACUAACGGUCAAAACGCCUCAGUAUAGCUGUUUGUUUAAGCCCUCUCUGUUCCUGCCACAAGAGGAGGGACCGCCAUGUUAGCCAAGUGUUAGCCAGUCCUCUGGGAACUACCCGUCCCAGAAUGCAACAGCACUAUGACUCUGGGGCUAGACAAAUCAAUAUAGUGAUAGGUUAGCAUAAUUAUGCUAAAAAAAAUGUGACUUGAUAGCAUUCUUAAAUACAGCCUUUUAUAGUUACAAUGAAAAUGUAUUUUGUGGAACUAGAUGUUAUCUUUUUGCACGUCUAUAUUGCAUGAUAUCAAAGUGAAGCGUGGACAAAAAAAAAAGGAAAAAAAUCAAAGAAACAAAAAAGAAGUGGCGAAAAAAAACAUUAGGCAGUGUGUGUCAUUCAUUUUUCAGAGACAAAUCUUUGCAUGCCGAUAAGGGUAGAGCAUUUUGAUAUUGUUUUACACGCGUUCAAAUGUUCGUUGUUUUUCCAAGCGACCGUGUUGAGUCCUGUUCCACCAGCCAAAGGUGAACAAAAUGUUUGAUUUCGACAUCAAAACAGAAUAAGUAUUUUGUCGUUAAGUGAUCUAACUAUCCUCGAAAGGGAUACGAAUAAAACUCUCGAACAAACCUAAGACUAUUUUGCUACUUGCUGAGCGAGCUUGUACUUUAAAAUUUCUCAGUUGCUGCCUAACUUUAGAAAAAGAAAAAAUCAGGAUUUCAUUUUAAAUAAAGACUGAGAUUGUCCAUGAAUGUACUCACCUCUGCAUAAGUUUGCAUAUCACUCCUCUGACCAUUGACGUGCAGUAGAGGCUUAUGUGUGUUUUGUGUGUUUUUGUACUUUAACAUUACUAACCCUCGGCGCACUGUGUCGAACUCUCAGUAUAACUCUGUUGUCUGUCCUUUUACCCCCCCUCCACGCUCUGAGCUCUGGCUUGUCUUGUCAUUGAUAUGCACCUUAUUGACCUCAAAUAUGACAUGGAGCAUCUCCGGCCCCGCCCAGUGUGUGUUAAGCGGGGCUGGGAGAGAUUUGUAAACAGAGAGUGCAUGAGAAAGAGAGGUAAAAAAAAAAAAAAAAAAAAUCCCCCUCCCUCACCUACAAAUCCCAAAAAACACACACACACAACAAGUCUGUCUGCUGCACUCUCGGCCUCCCUCGGGUGCCUCACUGCAGAAUUUGGGACAGAUUGUGUUUUCACUCCCUUAAUAUGCAAUCCAAGGCUCUGAUCUCGGCGAGAGAAACAACGCUGAACAUUGCCAGUGUGUUUUUCAAGUGGUGAUGUUUUGAAUCCCGAUCCUGCCCUCUCUUUCUUUCUCUCAAUCGCUCUCUCUUUUCCUCCUAGUUCAGUUCAAUUAGAUGCUUUAUCGGCUUCAGUGUCAAACACAAAAAAAAAAAAAAAAAAAUUUGCCAAAGUCUGUCCACCUCUCUCACUCUCUCAUUCUUUAUUAUGCAACCAGAAACCACAGUAUUUUCAGUGUGGUCAUGUUUUGUAUCCUGACAGAUGUUGUCAUGGGAAAUGGCCCGCUUCCUACAAACCCCCCCCAAAAAAAAAAAAAAAAGUCAAAAUUUCCAUUUCUGCUCCUAGCGACAUGUUUGCACUAAACUUUCUGCUGUUAUUGUGCAUGGCAGGCCGAGCUGAGGUGGGGGUCAGUGUGCGAGACUACUGUAGAUGUGUAGCCUUACUGUAGGUGUUUAUUCAGCAGUGUAUUUAGAUGUGCAUGCUCCUCUCUCUCCCUCUCUCUGAGUUUGUCUGCUUUAGGCCAGCUCCGUGCUCGUGGUGUCUGUGUUGCGACGUAGCCGGCUAGUCAUGUUUUUUUUAUUUUUUAUUGUGAUGUGUAGAGGAAUGCAAACUUAACUCUCACCUGCUCGCCAGGUGACCUCAUCGCUUCUCAGUGGGUGUGGCUCUUCGACAUAGUCCUCAGAUCUUGUUUUAUUUUGCCCCUCCCCCUACCACCGCCACCGCCCCCCACCCACCUUCACCAACUCAAACCCACUCUCACCCACACCCACCACUGACCCUCCCACCUCUUCAAAACACCCUCUACAACAUAUUAUGGGACCCCCGCUCCUCCCCUUUUCCACCCCCACUUCCUCCCCCAACUCGGGCCCCAUUGAAGCACCAGCAACUGUAGACUGCAUUUGUCAUAUCACUGUUUUUCUGUUCCUUCUUCUCGUUCUCUGUUGAUUUUUUUCCUGGUUUUGAUUUGUACUGUAUGCUCUGUCUAACCUAGACCAGUUUUAACAAAAUGCCAUUUCUGUGUGUAGCCUGUUUACCCGUCCCACACACACACACACACACACACACACACACACACACACAGACACACACACAUACACAUACACAUACACACACUUUCUUCCAUGCCCUCUUUUUUGCACUUUCACUGCCCACUCCUCCUCCUUGCCCAAACAUACACACACUUUCCUCCUCCGCCUCCCACGAGUCUCUUCUCUCGAGUGCCAAAAUAGAACAGAGAGGAAAAACACAAAAAAAAAAAAAAAAAAAAAGACAACAACAACAACAACUACCAUUCCAAGCGUUUCUUUGAGUUGUUCUUGUGUGUCGGACAUCCAUCCUGGAAGCACCCAUGAAGCCAGCAUGCUCCGCCCUCAUAACAUGAUGUCGCUCAUGACGCCUCAACUGAACAGCACCUUGCCCCCCACCACCACCACUCCUCCUCCUCCUCCUCCUCACCACCCCCCACAGAGCUAAACCCGACAAGGAUUAACCCCUCUGCAGGUUGGCUACCUACCUACUGUCCUGCCUCUCAACCUACCUAAAAAGCCCUACCGCUCAUGCCAGCUGCUUUCCUAAUUCUGUCAUCUCUUCAGCCUGUGGGACUUCAUUGAUUGUGUGCCAUAGUGUUGGGGGCACCUUUCACUCUCCUCACCCGUCCCUCUUUCUACCCCCCGUCCCCCUCCUCCACCUUUUCUCUCUCUCUCUCUCCCCCCCUCCCUCCCUCCCUCUCUCGCUCUCGCUCCAUUUGAUUUUUCUCGAUGGGAAAGAUUCAAAAACUCCAUUUUCUAAUGAUGAUUUUUUUUGUUGUUGUUUAACAUCCAAACCACGCACGCCGACACACGCACCGCCCCCGCGCGGUGGUGUGAGGAGUGUUUACGCACCGUCAGCUGCGCAGCCAUCCUCUGUCUUCUUGAACUUUUUGAACUUUCACCCCCUCAUGAACUUUAUUGACCUUCUUCCUCCUCCUCCUACCCCCCUUCUGUGUUCAUCCAACUGUUUGGACGAUAACUCUCCAUUCCAUCCCCAAAACCUCUCUGAGACUGUGCAAUGCUAGCUGAUAUGAUUGGAUUUUUUUGUUUGUUUGUUUGUUGCUCAUCAUUGGGGACAAUUCUCUGAGAUAUAAGUCGAAAAAGAACAAAAAAAAAAAAAAACAACAUAUGAAAGGAAGCAAAAAAAACAUCCAAAAAAAAAAAAAGAAAUGCAGACAAACAAAAAAAAAAAAAAAAACACUAAACAACUGUUUCUCCACAAUUUCAUUUUUUUUCUCUCUCAUUGUAAAUAUUUUUGUCAGAUUUUUGCCGAGCUGUAAAGAGAGAAGUGUUGAGCAGAAAGGGGCCGGCAGCAUAAAGAGGUACUAGUGGACGCGGUAGACGAUCAUUACACUCUUCAUCCUCUGUAUCCGAUAGUUAGGUCUGCCUGUAUAAUCGGCUAUGCUAGUUCUACUGUGUUAACCUGUGCUGUUGUUAUUAGUGUUGAUUUACCUACUGUAUUCGCUGUUUAGCUUCCAUGUUGGCUAGCAAACUCUUUAGAUACCUGUGCUCAUCGAAUAAUAAUACUAACCUUGAGAAGUAGUCCGAGCCAUUCUCAACGUAGGCUUGUUUUUGUACAUUUGUUGAUGUUUUCCUAACAGUGAGUUGUAGUGGCGCUAGUAUCUUUUAUCAUCAAGCCAUAGUUAUUGAAAUUGCUUGGUCGUGUUAGAGACAUAUCAUCGUGGAAAACGGCUCGACUCGGCUCCUCCAGGUUGGAAAAAAAAACCCAGGGAGGUGUGUAGAAAAAACGAAAAAGUUUAAAAAGAAACUAAGCUCCUCCCGGGCUACAAAACGAGGAAGCUGAGCUGCUAACUUUUGUGCAAUACAGUCCUAGUUUACAUAACAUAGAAUGAUAGUUUAGAGAUGAUUAACCUCUGCAGGUGCCGCUCAACCAUCCUGCUGCCUGCAGAACCAAACUUGUGGCAUAUCUCCAUAUUCCGCCUGUACAUCAGAGACAUUUUGAAAGUAUUAACGUGACUGCGUGAGAUUAGACUCCACCAUUUCAUCGCAUUGCUCUGAGCUCCACUCUUGAUUUAUGCUGCCUGCCCCAUUGCCCUGAGAACACCACAUGAGCUAUUUAUUUCUCAGACUAUUAUUAUUAUUAUACUAUUAAUAAAUAACAACGCAACAAGAAAAAGGGAACGACUGGAAAAAGGUGAAUUAAUAUUAGUAUUGUUUUGUUUUUAUUUUUAGUAUUUUAGUGGUUGCUUUUAACAACAUUCAUUAACUGACUUAAAGAGUAUUGAAUAUUUAAUGUAAUUGUAGCAUUGUGUUUGUAAAGAGAAAAAAAACCUAGUGAGUUGUGUUUCUUGACUUGUGGAUUACCAGUGAAGUGGGCAAUCUAGUGCUAAUAUAUAUGAGGUCUUUUUUUAAGGAUUCUUAUUUUGCGACAGCAACAGCAGUCAUUAUAAAUGUUCAUUUUAGCAUCA